AUGCAGAAGAAUACAAUUUGGUAUGCGGCUGUGCUGCUUGUGCUCUACCUCACCCUAGUCUUCUGCGAGGAAACAGAGGAAAGCGCUGAUCCUCCGGCCGCCUUGGAUAACCAAACGGAGAGCUGGGAGAGUCUAGGCCGGGAACUGAUGGAAUUCGAGGGACGCACCCGUCGGCAUCGUCACCACAUGUUUUGGUACCGCCAUCUCUGGCCCUUGGCCAUUGCUUACUUUAUCAAGGUGAAAGUGGUGAUCGUUUCGUUCUUCGUUGGAAGCGCUAUUUACUUGGGUCUGCGCUACUUCUGGCCCCAUGCCAAAUGCAACCAGGAGAUCAUCCUGGAUCAUCCUCCUGCGUCGUACAGUCAUCACGAUCACAUUCCCUACUCCCUCGAUCACGAUCAUUCGGAGCACUACGAUGCGCCGACAUCCUUUGACUCUAGCUCUGGAUCUAGCUUUGAACCAUACUCCGGUUACAGCAGCUAUGCCGCCUCGGACAUAGUCUCUGAUGUCCAUGGCGACUAUCAUAGUGACACUCCGACGGGUCCUUCCGAUCUGCAUCGUCGUGGUAAGCGCAGUGCUUCUGAGCAGCCGGAAAUUGAGAUUGAGGAUGAUGAGCAGGAACAAGAACAGGUAGAAAUUGUGGACGAGGAGAUUUCCGAGAGCGUGGCCCGUCAAAUGCCCGCUGAAGAGCAGAUUGCGGACUUCAUGUUCGCCUUCUUGGGCCUCGACUCCAAGGCUUGUCGCCGUCGCUUCGUCUGCGAAAUGGAGUUCCGAUCAAAGCUGAACCCCUUGACCAGCAUGGCCUUCCGCAUUGUGGGACGCGGCUUCUUCGAGAAGUAUACCAAUUCGCGCAAUCCCGAGGCCAGGGCCAACAGCUUCAGCGAAUGCGCGGCCGUGAAUCCCGAGUGCAUAUUCGUCGAGACUGGCGAGCCUUCAGAAGCCGAGGGCCAGCAGGAAGAGGAGCAGGCGGCCACCGAGCCCAGCAGCUUGGACUCCCAGAACGAGAUCAACCUGCAGGCUGAGCGGCGAAAUGCCAAGCUGCGCAAUCGCCGCGGCGAUCGUAUGCUAAGCUCAAUUGCCGAGCACAUUCUGAUGCAGUAG
Messenger RNA from Drosophila persimilis, 1098 nucleotides. RefSeq lists its product as uncharacterized. The transcript is spliced from 4 exons. NCBI's taxonomy places the organism in Eukaryota, Metazoa, Arthropoda, Insecta, Diptera, Drosophilidae. Bases 1 to 1098 code for a protein of 365 amino acids. The record is from RefSeq and is a predicted model, not a curated record.